Messenger RNA from Acanthoscelides obtectus, 324 nucleotides. Lineage: Eukaryota; Metazoa; Arthropoda; Insecta; Coleoptera; Chrysomelidae. The record is from the annotation of a GenBank genome assembly.
AUGAUAGAUGUAGUGACGGCAUUGAAUUGUAGCUUUAUUUUCAACAAUAACAGUUUCAGUAUUACUGGUAUCUACAGGCCUAAUCCCACGAAUGUACAGGAUUUUGUAAACAAUUUGGAUUCGUAUUUGAGAAGUACUGCAAACUGUGACAUUUCGUUGUUGGUGGGUGAUAUAAAUAUAGACUUAUUGAGAGAACAUGAAUACCGCAAUUUAAGAUACGUGAAUAUGUUACAACAGGACGGGUACAUAUCUCAGAUUAAUACACCUACUAGGUUAAGUGUUAGAAAUCAAACUGAAACACACAACAAAAGUUCGCCCAAUUGA